AGGUUUAUGUAUUCUUACACAUUCUUGUCCUCAUGAUCUUUUAAUUAAUGUUCAUAACGAAUUCUUUAUAAAAGUACCACGGGUGUCUAAUUUAAUUGCUUAAUUAUUUUGUUCGGAAUUUUAUUUCAUAUUAUGUAUCUUUUACAUAGUUGUCGUAUUUAAUAUUUCUUUAGCGUAUAUAUUGUCGUAAGUUCGUUGUCAGGUUGGCUAUGUACCCCGGAAAAUCGGAAAAAGUAAUGUCUGAAAACGACGACGAAUCGAAGUUUAUCAGGAUAUUGUUCCUGUAACAAUUGUGAUUAUGCCUUGACUACCUCAUAAUCAUGCCUAAGUGUGAGCUUUCCACGAAGAUUAUACCUGCAACAUGUGCAUGGUCACUAAUCAUCGUGUGUACGGCUCUGUACUUCGCGUUUGUCUGUCGUUAUUUGAUAGAGUACAGUUUUGCUUUUCCUGUUGUUCAGGGAGUGAUAACAAUGUUUAUGAUGCUCAACCUGUGCCUAUCUACUUUUAUGGAUCCAGGAAUAUUUCCUAGAGCGCCAGAUGAUGAAGCAAAGGAUGAUGAUUUUCGCUCCCCAUUGUAUAAAAAUAUAGAAAUACGAGGUGUCCAGACUCGCAUGAAAUGGUGCACAACUUGUCAGUUUUAUCGCCCUCCACGAAGUUCUCACUGUAGUUCUUGUGAUAAUUGCAUAGAUACAUUUGAUCAUCAUUGCCCUUGGUUAAAUAACUGCAUUGGUCGCAGAAAUUAUCGCUACUUCUUCACAUUUUUGCUGACACUUUGUGUACACAUUACUACAAUAUUUGCACAAUGUGUAUUUUACGCGUUGAAACACGAUAGUGACCUUCUACAACCAGGGCCAAUCAUAUCAAUUGUUAUAAUGAUUAUCAUAGGCUUAGUUUUAAUUCCUGUUUUUGGUCUGACUGGAUUCCAUAUAUUUCUUGUCUCAAAAGGAACAACCACUAAUGAGCAAGUGACUGGAAAAUUUAAAGGUGGACCAAAUCCUUUUACACGUGGUUGUAUAAAGAACUGCUGUUAUGUAUUUUAUGGCCCUAGGUGGCCCAAACUUGUAGGUUACAUUCCAAGGACAAGAACUUUGACAUUAGAUUCCAACAGAAUCACAUACAUGGCUGCUGAAAAUGAUGUCAGCAUAACAACUGCUAACAACUCAAAUGGCAUACGUUCAAUUGCUAAAAAUCAUAAUUUGAGGCCCCGCAGUACCCACGAGCAUGAUGAAUAUCUUGACAAAAGUAGCCAGUCCUUUGAUUGUGAGCCAUCUCCACCUGCUAAUCGUAAACAAGGCGGUUCUUACACAAAUCUCUUUGAUUCAGGCUCAAACCAGCAGCAGCAUUCUACCUCAGCUGCGCUGGCAAAUGCUCAUUCCAACAAUUCAAAGAGACCAGUUUCUCCUCCGUCAGUGAGUCAGCCACAGCCCAAAAAUACUUACGAUCGCCCUGGAGGAAAAUCAGGCUCUUACAAUGUUCAAAAUGGAGGGAGCUUGGGGCGUCAUAAAGCACCAUUGGUUACAAGUGAAGAUGCAGUGCUUCAUAAUACAGGUGGGCCCCUGUCUAUCAAUAGCCCUGGAAUGAAAAGGAGUACUUCUAAUGGCACAAGUAUGUAUGGCACUAAUGUGGAAAAAAAUUUACCUCCCAAGCCACCAUCGUCAAAGCCAUCACCACGCGUUGGUUCACCACAGCAUCCUGUAUCUCCACCAUCACAGCGUGGGGACAGGGGUGGAGGACGCCCACCCCAAACACCCCAUUCGCCCUCUCCGGCUAGGGGUAAUACAAAAGAUUCAAGAUCUAUAGCUGCCCCUUCAACAUCUCCAAUCAAAGACAGGGCUAGAAACUUCUACCCCAGUCGUUCUCGGGAGAAUUUGAAUAGGUCUCAGGAGUACCUUAACAGGUCCCGGGAAUCUCUUUCUGGUACAAAGGGCUCAUCUGAUCAGCUUAAUCGAUCGUUUGAUAGACUUGCACGUGGACAGGAUUAUCCUAACACAUUAGAAAGGACCAGAGGGGAUGGAAGUUCCCCAAGGGAUAAUCCACGUAGUAAUUCCAGAACAAGGGAAGGUGGGGGUUCCAGAGACCCAGAGAGAUCAGGGGGUUACAGUGAUUCUGAUAGUAGAUACUCUAGCAGAGAUAAACAAAGAGAUGUAAGCACGUCUAGAGAGGCGGCAGGUAAAUAUGGAGAUAAUCAAGAUUCACGUCCCAGAAUGGGAUCAGAGUCACACUCUAAGGAAACUCAUCGCCCUCGAGACAGGGACCGCUCUAAAAGCUUUGACUUUGAUCCUCCUAGGGAGAGAUCUGUAUCAAGGGAUAGGCCAGCUGGUCGGGAGCGCAGUUUACCUCGCAAUCUUUCAGAAUCAUCUCCUCGACCAGGGUAUGGAGAAGAAAAUAGUAUAGGUAGUGCACACAAUAGCUCACAACAGACUAUCUCAGGGUACCACCCUCUGCAGACAUCUAGCGUUAGUAGUAGUCUAGGGCGCCCCGGCAGUUCGUCGAUCCUGUCCUCAGGCAGCUCUGUGCGUUCACCAUCAUUUGCUCGGAAUCAAAGCAUCUCCACAAGCAGCAAGGCUCCUGGACCUCCAUCUACCAAUCCUUCCAUUGCUUCAUCUAGACACCCCAGUCAAUCCUCCUCGGUUUCACUGCAGCAGCCUCAUCCACCUAUGUCUUUUGUCAAAGCCCUGGCAGUAACUGAUGCUGUUGAAAUUCGUGAUAAACGCAUCCAUGAAAGACUUAGACGCCAGAGUCAGGGUGCUCGGAAAGAAAAUACAAAAAGUGUUUAUGAUACAUAUGAGGCAUCUGUGUGAUAGAAUGAAUAGUUUGUACAGAAGAGAUGUUAUUUUAUUGUUAAUGGACACAUUUUAAGCUGAAUGCAUUUCAAAGUCAAAUUUUUUUUUUUUAAAUUCUGUAUUAUGUCCAAACUCUACUAGACAUUUUAAAAUAGUUUACAUAAUAUUCUUUUAAUGACAUUUUUAAAAAGUUUGGCUGAUUACCAACAUAAUGACAUUAUUUCUUAUUUCUAUUAGUAUUUAUAUGUACUUGUUGAAAAAGGUUGAAAUGACUGGCCAGAAAAAUGUUUAUUUAAAUUAAAAAGGCUAUUUUACUUUUUAUUAGUAAAAGGUCUACAUGUAUCUAUUAUCACUCCUUUGAAUUAAAAUAUGAAAUUAACAGAUUAUGCAUUUUGUUUGUACCAGAAAAAAAUUAGAUCUAAGUUGUUUUUCUUUUUAAAUACCAUUUAAGCAAUAAGUUAUUGUACUGUAUAAGUUCUGCAAACAAUUUCUGUACUUAAAGCAUACAUUUCUUUUUCUCUUUUUGCUUAUUUCAUUCUUUAGUAAAUGUAAUUUUGUUCUCUACUAGUACAAAUAAAUUUUCCCAUAAAUUAUCAUGUAUACAAAAAACUGGGUUGUUUUACAGAAAGCAGAAUGAUCAUAGAUUUUUUUAGUUGACUUCUUAUCUGUAUUGAACAAGUAGCUUUAAUUUUUAACAAUUUAUUUGGAUCUAAGAGAAGGCUAAUUUAAAUUUGAUAAAAAAUAUCGAAGGUAAUUCAUGGCUUCUUGUAUAUACAUAUAUACAUAUAUUUCUGUAGCUCCAGUCAUUUCCUGAUUUGCCAUCACCAAGUGUGAAAUUUCCCCCAAUUUUUUUUUUUAUUGGUCUUUUGAAACCACAGCACUUGACCUUGCAAUAUGUUCUAAUUGAUUUUCCAAAAAUUGUCAUUUUUAUUGAUUAAAAUAACGGCUAAUUUGUAAUGUGACCGAAUGGUUUUUCUCAAAUUUUCAGCACCUUUUGCAGUGGUAUCUUCAAGUAUUAUUUUUACUUAGGACAUGAUUACAAGCUUUGUCAUAAGCUACCAAUGAUAAUUAAUGGAUCUGACCAUAUUCAUAUUAGGUUAAUGUUCUAGCGUAUUAAGUUCGUGAAGUCAUGUGCUGUGCAGUGGUGUGUUAAAUAUGUUUUUUAUGGUCUAACUGUACUUAAAACCACAUAUCCAAUGCAAAUGAUAACACAAUCAUAAGUAUCAUAUGUCAUUAUUGUUGGCCACAGUUUAUGUGGUACAUCAGUGGUGCUUCCAUGGUGAUCAGUAAACACAACAGAAUUGUGGUUGUUGAAAUCUUUUUUCAAUAUCUUUUACCUUUUUUCCUGCGAUGACAUAUUCAUGUACAUAAAAUUUCGUGUUCUUUGCAUAACUAGAUUAUAGUAAUACUCUUUGAGUAUUUCCCAAAACUCAUUCCGGCAUUGGGUUUUGGAAAAUUUAAAAAUUUGAAUUCUGUAAGUAACAAUUUUUAUGACCUAAGGUUUUCAAACCAGAAUGCCUCCUUUUGUAAAAUCUCUAUUGAAACACCACCUAAACAUUUUUAUGUGCUGAUACUUUCUUUAAUCUUGGAAGCUCUUUCUGGGUAUUACUUUUUAAUUUUCAUUUAUGUUUUAGUUUUUUACGUUCUACUUAUUAUAAGGAAUUCUGCUAUUGCAUCAGUAAACUUAACAGAACAAAUAACUAUUUUUUUAAACCGGAAAGAUUUGCAGCUUUUUAUACGUUUCCCAUUACAUUAAUAACUUUUCUAAUUUAAUAACAAACCAGUUUACAUUUCUAUAAUCUCCAACAUAUUAGCCUUCUCUGUGAAAAAUAAUUCAGUUUGUAGGUUUCAAUUGUAGAUAGCAUUUCAUUUUUUUAAUGAAAUGGAAUACUCAAAAUUAUUGAUUGUGAAAGUAUAAUUAUUUAUCUUUUUCUGAAUCAAUUAAUGAAUUUAUAUUUAAUUUCAGCUUAAAUAAUUGUCCAAAAAAAAUUGUCUGUAAUGUAAUCAAAGGCGGUACUUGUUGGUGGUUUCAAGACUUAACACAAUAAAAAUGGAUAAUGGUAAAUUUUUCCUCAGUUGUUGAGCAAAUGUGCUAUUUACUAAGGCAACAUCAUGCUAAUCAAAAUAAGUGUCGAGUGUUGUGUCUCAUAGAGAGCCUAUGACUUAACUAAGUAAAAUGCCAAGUAAAGCAGUUACUAUAGGGGAUAAAAAAACCAGUGUACAAGAUUUCCAAAUGUUGUGACUGUAUUACACCACACUUUUUUGUGUGGGAGAGUUUAGUGAGCAAUACAAACUACAUUUGUAAUCAAUAUAUUUCCUAAUAAAUGUUUCAUACUUUUAUUAUGUAAAUUAUUUUUCUUACUGUGGAAUGUGAACAUAGCUCUUUAACAAGUCACAAGUUCUGUGACCUGAAUUUAUGUUUCAAUUUGUUAAACAUAUUCUGUUUUAUUUUUAAAUUAAAUGCUAAAUUGUUUCUUAAGACAACACAAGGGGUUACACAUUAGACAGAUCGCAGAAAAUAUAUGAGGUUGUACUCUGAUAGCAUAUAUAGUUAUUAGGUUGUGAAAUUGUUUGCAUUGAAGGUUAUUUUUCAGGUAGCAAUCAUUCUACUAUCCCACUCUGUUCCGUGUAAUACUAAUAUCUACUUCCAUAAAUGUUUACAGCCUUUUAUCUUAUUUUAUGGUUUAUUGUAAACUGCUUUCUUAAUAAGCUGAUCCUAUGAAUCAAAAUAAUCUCUAUUAGUAGGCGAGUAUAUUUCAUCUUAUUAAAGAAUUUUGUUGUACAUUGAAAUGUCCAGGUUCCUAUAGAUUUGUUUAUAGUUUCAGUAAAAACAAAAGUGAAUGAACUUCAUCAAAACAUUUUUGGUAUUAAUUAAUUAAAAACUUAUUAAUUUCGUAUGUAUUUGCUUUGAAUAAAAAAAAUUUUAUAAUCUAAAUCAAAUGUUAGGAAGAACUGUAGGUAAUGCAAAUAUACGUUAACAUCUACUUCAGUUUUUAAUUAAAAUACGCAUUAGUUAUGUGAAAUAAGUGCAAUAUUUUGAUUUCUCUCAUUGCAAUAUGUUAAACAUUUAGAAAACCGCAAAACUAUCAGGCAGUUCUAAAAAUUUUUCAAGUACCCUGGUUUUUCUUAUGAGUGUAUGUAAAUCUGUUUAUUGUAACUUUGUGUCAGAUUUAAAAAUACAAUAAUUUGAAUGGCAAAUUUAAAAAAAAAAGUUUCUCAUACAUUUAAUGUCACAUCUCUCUAGAUAGAAAUGUGUGUCACUUAUGUCAGUUUGAUCUUUGAUAUAGGUUUAAGUGCCAUGUUUGCCUUAGCUUUCCAUUCAGAUACCCAGCUGGCUAUUAAUAUUUAUCUCAGUGUUUUUCUUGCAUAAUUCAUGAGUGGUGGCUUUAGGUAUAAAUUAAAUACCUUAGAGGCCAUAAUCAGAGAGUCUGCCAAGAUUUCUUACACCUCCAUCAUCACAGGUCCUUUGACAUAUUGCGCUCAAUAAUAUUUAUUCAUGUCAUAUUUUAGUAUAAUUAAUUGUUUCGCAUGUCUGUCUUAGAAUUUAUAAUUUUUAAUCACUCUGCUUUGUUGACCAUCAGCAUUUGAUUUUUAAAAUUUUCAUCUUUUAGCUUUAAUUCUAUGUGUAUAUUGUUAAAGUUAAGACAUUUUAUCAACAAGUUUUCAAACUUGAGAACAAAUGUUUUUUUUUUGUGUUAUACAUAAAGAGUUCAGUAAGUUUUUGUACUUUUAAAAAAAAUUUAGUAGGAUUAGAUAUUUUUCUGUAAAAAAAAAAAUCGAUGUUAUGUGGUUUCCUUGAUUUGAUCCCUUAGUAUCAGAGUGGUUAGAAUUUUUAAUUAAUCAUAGCUACUUGCUUAAUCAAUUCUCACGCCAUCUAUCUCUGUUCAUCUAAUGAAAAUGUAUUAGCCACAUUCUAAUUUGUGGUAAAAUAAUACAUUUUUGUUGACUCAUUCAAUAGAAUUUAACACUAAUAUAUAUGAUAGCUAACAAAGUGAUAUAUUGAGCCUAGGGCAUUUUAUGAUUUGGAGAUUUCGCCCUAUGUUAUAAUGGUUGUUUCUUUAUUGGUUUGUACAAUUGUUUAAAAUGUUAUGAGAAUAAUCGUCAUUAUUACUUCUGUAAAAAUGCUUCAUUUAAUGAUGUGAUAAAAAGUGUAUUUAUAAAUGAGUAAUAAAUAUUUGUGAAAUGCU
Physella acuta is the source of this 6970-nucleotide messenger RNA. Its product is annotated as palmitoyltransferase ZDHHC5-B. Gene Ontology annotation, molecular function: palmitoyltransferase activity. The record is from RefSeq and is a predicted model, not a curated record. Gene Ontology annotation, biological process: protein palmitoylation. NCBI's taxonomy places the organism in Eukaryota, Metazoa, Mollusca, Gastropoda, Physidae.